This is a messenger RNA of Pseudozyma hubeiensis SY62, 243 nucleotides long. RefSeq lists its product as hypothetical. NCBI's taxonomy places the organism in Eukaryota, Fungi, Basidiomycota, Ustilaginomycetes, Ustilaginales, Ustilaginaceae. The transcript has a single exon. The record is from RefSeq and is a predicted model, not a curated record. Bases 1 to 243 code for a protein of 80 amino acids.
AUGGAAAGCCUGUCCAUGUGUCUCUGUCAUGGUGUACGAAUGCGCUGGGUAUCUGCAACGAUGUCCAGAGCGAUGUGGAUGGAGAUGGUGGUCAGAGUGGAAGGUCGAAAUGUCGGAUUGCUCAGCACGCUUAUGUCCGCACACGGCGAUGGAAGAACUCGACGCUCGAGCCUGGUUCACGACACUCUGACUAGCUACGUCGGUCCGCAGUUUGACAGCGCAGAUGCGAAGAGAUCUGCAUGA